Halteromyces radiatus is the source of this 2040-nucleotide messenger RNA. RefSeq names its product cytochrome P-450 cyp509A1. The transcript has 8 exons. The record is from RefSeq and is a predicted model, not a curated record. NCBI's taxonomy places the organism in Eukaryota, Fungi, Mucoromycota, Mucoromycetes, Mucorales, Cunninghamellaceae. Gene Ontology annotation, molecular function: iron ion binding; heme binding; oxidoreductase activity, acting on paired donors, with incorporation or reduction of molecular oxygen. Bases 37 to 1719 code for a protein of 560 amino acids.
CUUUAUAUACUUAUAUAUAUUCAAUUUACUUUUUUUAUGUCACUCAUCAAGACAACAUUGACUCAAUGUUCUGACUAUUUUCAUCGUCAUACUGACUGGUCAAGAUUCAUGACAUGGUACAACGAGCAAGUUGAAAAAGCGACUUCUGUAGCUUCUACCACCGCUCCUACCAGCAAAACCAAACGACUGGCUCUUGGUGUAGCUAUUAGUUUAACCAUCCUUUAUUCUGUGUAUCGCCAUGUCUCUCGUCCUCCUCGUCAAUUGCGUCAUAUUCCUUAUAUCAACUUCUUCACUUUCAGUCGUCGUUUUAUCAUUAGCAAGUGGACAACUGCAAAACUCGCGAGAGAAUUCGAGUUACCUUUAUUGAAGGAUGGGAACCCUAUGUUUGUACGUUCUGAUAAGUUUGGUUGGACCGUUCAUGUUUGUACCCCUGAUGCUGCAAAAAAAGUGUUUUUGAAAUCAGAUCUUUUUCCAAAAGCCAAUCAAAGUUCCGCCAAUGCAAGCAUUAUCUAUCGUCUUGUUGGUACUUCUAAUAUCGUUUUUGAAAAUGGUGACGAAUGGAGAAAACAUCGCAAGCUUGUCAAUCCAGCUUUCCAUCGAUCCAUGCCUAUUCAAGUAUUUGGACAAGUCGCUCAACAGGUCUUUACUCACUUGGAUAAAACGCAACCUAAUGAUUUUACUUUGGACUUUGGACAGCUGACGGAAAGAAUAACAAUCGAUGUGAUUGGAAGAGCAGGCUUUGGGUUUGACUUCAAUUCGGUCCUUGAUGAUGCUAGUCCUUGGAAGCAAGUAUAUGAUACUGUGAUUAAUGGUCAUCGUGAUCCUCUCUAUAUGAUGCUACCUUCAUUGGAAAAAUAUUUCUUGUGGAUGCUCCCCAAGCGGCAACGAAUCCAUGCUAUUACCACCAAAUUCUUGACAAUGCUUCAACAAAUCAUUGACAACAAACGACUCACCUUACGGGAAAAAUAUGCUACGGCCGACGACAUUGACGAUUCAGAGAAGGAUCUAUUGACUCUGAUGCUUGAAAGUGAACUACGUGGAGAAGGUGUUUUGACUGAUCGGGAAUUACUGAAUGAUAUUGGUAUUUUUUUCAUUGCGGGUCAUGAUACUACCAGCACUGCUUUAACGGCUGCAGUUUACUACCUGGCCAAACACCCUGAUAUUCAAGAGAAGGCACGUCAAGAAGUGAUUGGUAUUCUUUGUCCUGAUGGUAUGGAACCUCCUAUUGAUAUUUUACCCACAGCGGACCAAGUCAAGAAAUUCAACUAUUUGAAUCAAGUCAUUAAAGAAACACUACGUAUCAAUGGCCCCGUUGUUUCCUUAGUAUCUCCUCGUCUUACAACAAAUGAUGUCACUCUAUCCAAUGUUUUGAUUCCAAAAGACACUCUAGUCAACGUCAAUAUUUAUGACCUUCAUCAUAAUCCGAACGUUUGGAUGAAACCUGAUGUUUUUGAUCCUGAGCGUUUUGCUCCUGGUGGUGAAGCUGAUCAACAAGCUGGUGGGGGUAUGGCGUGGAUACCUUUUGCAAAUGGACAAAGAAUGUGCGUAGGAAAUAUGUUUAGUAUCAAUGAACAACGUGUGUUAUUGGCCUGUUUACUACGAAAAUAUCAAUGGACAUUACCAACUGAUAGCAUACACAAGGAAGAAUUGAUUACAACGAACUCAAAUCUGAUGAUUCCACAAGACGUUAGGAUUCGUUUCUACAAGAAGCGAUACUAGAAGUCUGCCUCACUUUUAUCCUUUGUAUUUUUAUUGUUAAUCGAGAAUUUGGAUCAAUAUUGUUAAUCGAGAAUUCGGAUCAACCUGGUUGUAGUUUGUUAGUGUUAUCCUUUACUAGUUGGUCUUCUUUUUAUUAAUGUCUAUAAAAACCAAUAUGAAUAAAAUAUCCAUAUACUAUAGUCAUGUUCAGUUAAGAUAGUAAUUUGAAGAAUGAUGAUGAUCGGGAACUUGGAAAAUAAUGAAAACAGCAAUCAUGAAAACCAUAAAAUACAGACCAAUGAUAAGUAUAGUAAAUCUUCUCUCAAUCUAUGCAAAAAAAAA